This is a messenger RNA of Zasmidium cellare ATCC 36951, 1971 nucleotides long. RefSeq lists its product as uncharacterized. NCBI's taxonomy places the organism in Eukaryota, Fungi, Ascomycota, Dothideomycetes, Mycosphaerellales, Mycosphaerellaceae. The coding region runs from base 1 to 1971 and encodes 656 amino acids. The transcript is spliced from 5 exons. The record is from RefSeq and is a predicted model, not a curated record.
AUGAUUCGGUGUCGAGCUGUUCCACAUCCUGUUCCAGACUCGGAUCCCACAUUCUCCACCUUCCAGGACAAUGGUGCUGUGACCCUGAUAUGGACUGGUUUUGAGGGUGCAAGGUGGAAGUGGAAGUGCAGAGGGCGAGCGACGAGUAUUGCAGUGGAUACUGAAGGCGUUGAUUUUCGGGGUCCGCUCGCGUCCCGUGUGGCAGGAGCUAGGGGGAAGAACAGACACAACAUAAUCAGAGCGUUAUUCGCUCCAUUCAUCUCCAUCUUCAUCAUCACCCAUCACAACAUCUUCCUAUCGCCCGUACCAGCAGCCUCUGCGCCAUCAUCUGGAUGUUCAGGGGAGAUUUCUGCUCCUUUGCUGACAACCACCAACUCGGCCGACCAACUUCAACUUCGCCAACCAACUGCAAUCUUCCUCCCAGAAACGCUCACACCAUCGCCAAACACCGAGCGAAGCCGUACAAGGCUGAGCAGAGUCACGUCCUGGCCACGAAGAAGCUGGACACCCAGACCACGCACCCCGAACGAAGCCCUUUGCAAGCAGAGGAAAUUGCCAGUUUACAUCAUCAAUGCAAGACCGGUCAGCAAGCACGCCAAGGACCGUGCACCACGUCAAACGCAGAAAGCGACUCCUGCUCGGCCUACUCGUGUUCUCAGUGGAUCAUGUGAUCUCCACGGAUACUGCAAUCGAUUCUUCAAGCAGACAGCACAGCUACUCUACUUUGUCAACGCAAAACCAGUCAGCAAGCACGCCAACACCAUAUCUCUCGGACAGUUACAAUCAGCUCUCCGCGCGGAGAUGAUAGCCCGUUUGCAUUGUCAUUACCAAAACAGAGCUCUCGGGCUAUCAAACACAACUCUCGAAACCGAGAGGAUUGCGAGUUUGCAUUGUCAAUGCGAAGCCGGCCGGCAAGCAGACCCACGACGCCCUGGAUGUGCCGCCAGAGAGGACCGCAGGUCUUCAUCGCCAACGCAGAAUCGGCCAGAAAGCACGCCAAUGACCCAAGAAGACGUCGCACCGCAAGCGCAGAGGACCGCUCGUUUACGCUGCCAAGACAAAACCUGUCACCAAGCACGCCGACGAUCCAAGACUACCGGCCUACCAAGCCACACCUUCCGCAUUGGGCGUCACUUCAACUCAAAUGUCGUUGAAGAUGGAUGCCAGACCACUGGAGAGGCACACAUCCGAGGGCAGUUCAUCAAAGAAGCAAACCUUGGAGGAGUAUGCACCCGUGGGCAGUUCAUCAAAGACGCAAACCUUGGAGAAGCAUACAGCCGUGAGCAGUUCAUCAGAGAAGCAGACCUUCCAGAUCCGUUGGCAGUUCAUCAAAGAAGCAGAUCUUGCAGAAUGGACGUCGAGAUGAGUGGAAACAUCCGCGGGCAGUUCAUCAAAGAAGCAGACCUCGCAAAUCCGUGGGCAGUUCAUCGAAGAAGCAGAACUCACACCUGUGGGCAGUUCAUCAACGCGUGGUUCAGAUCUUGGAGACGGACACAUCCGUGGGCAGGUCAUCAAAGAAGCGGAUCUCGGAGACAGAUACACCAGCGGGCAGUUCAUCAAGGAAGCAGACUUUGCAGGAUGGGUGUCGAGAUGGCUGGAGACGUGGACAUUCGCGGGCAGUUCAUCAAAGAAGAACAUGUUACAGAAUGGGGAAUGGCCGUUGUCUGGUCGAUUGUCCUGCGGUAUGGCUUGUUAUGUACUGAAAUCGUGAUCACACCUCUCGUGGAAUUUCAUGUUGUCUUGGUAGGAGCUGAAGGGGGUGGGGUUGUUGUCGUGAUCUUUGAGCAUGCGUAUCCAGGGGUUAAGGCAAUUAAGGCCGCUUCGUGGGGUCCCAGCUCUCCCAGUCUUUCUCAUCGAGACCUGAGGCUUGCGAUCUACCCUAGCGGUUAUUGUCUUGCCUCCAACAUUUCUGCAGUCAUCUCUGAAUCUUGUGCGAGUGCUCGGCUAUCUGCGUGCAGCAUCAAGUCGUAG